Messenger RNA from Ficedula albicollis (Collared flycatcher), 4908 nucleotides. RefSeq names its product androglobin (gene ADGB). The transcript is spliced from 36 exons. The coding region runs from base 13 to 4869 and encodes 1618 amino acids. Gene Ontology annotation, molecular function: protein binding; oxygen binding; heme binding. NCBI's taxonomy places the organism in Eukaryota, Metazoa, Chordata, Aves, Passeriformes, Muscicapidae. The record is from RefSeq and is a predicted model, not a curated record. Gene Ontology annotation, biological process: proteolysis.
GGCGCCGCGGCCAUGGCCUCCAAGGCGGGCAAGAGGAAGGAGCCCCCCAGCCGCUCCAGCGUCUCCCCCAAAAUUGUAUUUCCAAGGCCUACUAUGCCUUCUGAUGAAAAGUGGAGAUUUCCUAUUUGGCCAGAAUGGAAUGAUGCAGAUAUCAAUGCAGAAAAAUGGGAUAAUGGAAAAGCUGGAAAAGAAAAACCUGGAAAAGGUCAAAAUUCACCUGAAUUUGAUGAUCCUGAAGGAAAAAUAAAGUUGCCAGCAUCCUUAAAAGUACAUUCAUGGAAACGUCCACAAGAGUUUUUAGUAAAAGAGGUUCCUGUGAUAGUCCAAAAUGAAACUUCAUUUGACCUUGUUUCAGCAAAUGAGCACAUAUUUUGUUGUGAGCUGAUGAGAUGGAUUGUAAGUGAAAUCUAUGCUGUCUGGAGGAUAUAUAAUGAAAAUUCCUUGAAUAGUGAAACACCCACACUUGUUUGGAAACCUUGGGAACACAUUUAUGCCUUAUGUAAAGCUACCCCGGAACAUGUACCACUGUACAAUAAAUUUGGAAAAUAUGUGUUGAAGCUUUAUUGGAUGGGGUGUUGGAGAAAGAUCAUUGUGGAUGACACUAUGCCUUUCAAUGAAGAGGAGAAUUUGUUAUUGCCAGCUACAACCUGCCAAAAUGAACUUUGGCCAAUGUUGCUGUCCAAAGCUAUCAUUAAGUUAGCAAAUACUAGUAUGCAUGAAACUGGAAAAAGAGAGAUGGAGGAAUUUACAGUUCUACAAACACUGACUGGAUGGAUACCAGAAGUUAUUCCUCUCCAGCCUGAAUACUUGGACAAAGUUUGGGGCUUUCUGAAAGAGAUUGUGCCAGAAUUCAAGAUGCCAGAGAAGAAGGCUGCAGAACUUGAGAUUACGGAGGAUGACACAAAACCUGAAGAGACCAAAGACUCAGAGUUAAAAAAUGGAGUUUCACCUACGAGUAAGCUAUCAGAUGGAAUUGAGAAAGCAGAGUCAGCCAAUAAAGUUAGCGAAGAAAAAGCAGAUCAGAAAAAAGUAGGAAAGAAAAAAAAAGGAGGAGAGAAAGAAAAAAGCAAGGUAGCACUUCAGUCUCCAGGAAAGUUGGCAAAAGCCCAAGGCCUUCAGGAUGAAACUGAAAAUUCGCCCCCACCAAAGCAGCCAGAAAUGGUUGUGUAUGCUGGCUGUACACCGCUGCAUUUGUUUGAAGAGGACAUUUUUUUGUUAACACGAAUGACUGAUUCUUCAGAGAAGAUGAGGCAAUAUGGGCUUUCCCAUAUACACAGCCAUCCUGUCCUGAUCACUAGAACUAGGUCCUGUCCUCUGGUAGCACCGCCAGAACCACCACCACUUCCUCCGUGGAAGCUUUUCCGUCAGAAAAAGCAAGUUGUUGUGACAUCUGAACCCCAAGAGCCCGUGGUAGAGAAACCUGAAAAAUAUGUUGAGAUCGCUAGCCUAUUUUUUAAAUACAAAUUGAAUAUUAUCAAAAUACCAACAGACACCCACUUUCCACAGUCUGCCCUCAAAAAAGGAUUUCGUUCUAUAACCCGUCUCACUUCUGUUACUGAAACCGAUGAAAGUGACAGUAAUGGGGAUAUGAAUCAAAAUAGGAGACACUCAAAUGCAGAUUAUUCUCAGGAGACCAUUUCCAUGUUGCAACAAAAUGCAGAAGAGCAUGACAAUAUCAGUUUAGAUGCAAAACAAAUGUCAGAAACAGCUGAUACUGAUAUGAAGAGCCAGACAGGGGCUAAAUCAAAGGACGAAACAGCAUCAGAAAAGAUUUCAGUUUCCAAGGAAACCUGGAUUACCUUUGAAGACUUCUGUGUUUGUUUCCAGAACCUGUAUGUUUUCCACAAGCCACAUACAUAUGCCUAUAAUUAUGAGAAAACGGGUUUUAAGUCUUCUGGUGAGGAAGUCUUCUAUUAUUUACUUGUGGAUAGCCUGAUGCCCAUUGAAAUCCUGGUUAGCUUUUCUGCAUUAGUACACUGGUAUGUUACUGAAGAUACUAAACAAGAAUGUUCAACAGGUGUGCUGAGGGUAGAAUAUUUCUCUUGGAAAUCUGUGACUCCUGGAGAACUUUUGUUAAAGAUGCAUACAUCUGCAACCAAAGCUAAUGUGGUAAAUCUUCCUGUUGGACGACACAUCCUGCUCUUCAGAGUAACUUGUCCCAUAGGGCACCACAUUCAUCUGUGUACCAUGGUGCCAUGUGUCUUUGGAGAAGAGGAUGCUGUGAUUCCAUCUCUUCAGAAGGAGAGUUCUCGAUUUAUAGAACAGGCUACAGCUGUCCUGAAAGCUGUUGGAAAUGUGAUAAAUAAUUUCAGCAAUAAGGAUGAGCUUCCUAAAGCCUUGAAGGAAUUGGAAGUAGCUCAUUGUCCUCCUGGCCUCCAUGAUACUAAAACAGCUAAAGAAAAUGUCAAGGUUUUCAAUGGUGCAUUUUGGUAUUUGAUUGAAUAUGUAUUAGACAAGAAGGAUCUUUACAGAUAUAAAUUUGCCUUCAGGUCCUUCACUUUGGAUUUUAAAGACGAUAUUUUUGAGCGUGACCCUGUGUUUUCAGGCAGCUACAGCACUUCCAGCUUUGUUGAUGUUACUAGUUCUUCCAUUCCUUCGGAGUGCAGCGAGGAGAAAUCCCUUAGUAGUUGGGAGAAUCGAACUCCCACAUCUGAAGAACAAGCAGCAGCUCUCAAAAUUCAAGCCAUCUGGAGAGGGAUCUAUAUUAGGAAAAUACUGAAGAGCAGAGAACCAGGUACUAAAGAAAACACUGAAGUUGAAGAAACUUUGAAAAACCUGUGGACUAUGAUUGAGUUAAAUUUUGAGGAGUAUGCAAUAAUGUUGUUAAGGGAAAUGUUUAAAAGAAACCGUAAUUCAGCUGAAAAGUUUCCGUGUUAUGAAGAUGAAUGGUGUAAGAUGUAUUUCGUUGACUAUGCAGUAACAUAUGCUGAUCAACCACCAAAUGCAUGGUUUCUGGUUUUCAGAGAAAUAUUUAUUGUCCCAGAAGACAUGCUUAUAUUGACAAAGGUGUUUACCUCUAUCCCUUCCUGUAGACUUCAUGUUCUCGAUAAUGACAGAGAGGAGGAAAUGCCACUUGCCUUUUUCAAAGUGCAAUCUCAUGUUUAUCCCAAAAAUAAGAAAGGAUACACUUUUGUGGCUGAGGCGCACACCGGUGACCAACCUGUGCCAGGUGGGAAAUGGAAGCUCCGCUUCAUCAGCUCCCAUAGUGCCCUUCCAUUUCUCUCUCGUGAGGCUGUGAAUAGUAGCUAUUCUACCCAACAAUUUAAGGAGCAUUACAUACCCAACAAUGAGUUCCUACUGUUUAGGUAUUUUGUAAAAGUCAAAGCACCACAUACUGCUACAUUGCAGGUACAAACCUCUAAUUCAGAUGUUUUCAUUAAACUACAAGUCCUAGAUAACGAGAAGGAAAUUACGAGUGUCAUUGGAAAGGGCAAUGCAGUCAUCCCAGUUUUUAAUUUCUGGAGUAAUCAAUCACUUCUGAGCUCCCAGUUAAAAAACCUACACAUUAUUCAAAGUAGUACAAAGAAGGGAUUGGAAACUGGAGACUCAAAAAAAGGCAGUCGUCAUUCAUCAAAGGACAGCAAAGCUUCUUCCAAGACAGACCUUGUACAGGACAGCAAAGCUUCCUCCAAGACAGACCUUGUACAGGACAGUAAAGCUUCCUCCAAGACAGACCUUGUACAGGACAUAAAAAACCUACACAUUAUUCAAAGUAGUACAAAGAAGGGAUUGGAAACUGGAGACUCAAAAAAAGGCAGUCGUCAUUCAUCAAAGGACAGCAAAGCUUCUUCCAAGACAGACCUUGUACAGGACAGCAAAGCUUCCUCCAAGACAGACCUUGUACAGGACAGUAAAGCUUCCUCCAAGACAGACCUUGUACAGGAACACACACUGGCAUUAACAGAUGGAUCUUUAGCCUCAGAAAACUUUGAAAAUAAUGUUGGAAGUCUACAAAAAUCUUACCAGUAUUCUGUACAGGCAUUGGUGUUGCAUGAUAGUUGGCCACUUACUGAGAGUGAGUCUUUGGUUGUUCAGGAACAGAAAGAACUGCAGAAAGAUGAAAUCAAAGUAAAAAAGAUUGCAAAUAUUCAUCACUCAACCAAAAGAUUGAAGGAUAAAGCAUUUGAGAAGAUAGAAAAAGAGAAGUCCCAUAAAGAAAGAGCAUCACUUGAGUCUCAGCCAGGAGAUUCAAAAACACCCUACUGGAUUUUACGCAUAGUUAGCGAACAGAAAGAGGCAGGCUUUCUGGAGGUGAAGAAAGACACCCGGCGAGUAGAUGAGAUCAGAGCCAUGAAAGAAGCAUGGGAGUCUGCAGAGCCAGGGAGAGCUGUCAAGGCUUUUCAGGAACGUGUGCGUUUUAUAAAUAAGUGUGCUGUGAAAGAUUCAGAGGAACCUGAGACUGCUGACGUAACGCCUAGUUCAGGAGAAGCAGGAAAGGAAGCACCACAAACAGCUAUUGACUCAAGAUUAAAAACACAGCAAAAAAAAUGGGAGCUUAUAGACCUUAAUCCUUACACAAGAAAAACAAUGUCUGAAUCUGUGCUGAGAAAUGAGUCUAUCAUUCAACAGCAACAGAUACGUCAAGAAGAAAACAUCAACCAGUUUAGGCAACUUCGCACGCUGGCUUUGGAACAAAGACAAAAAGAAGAAAAUCAAAGAAUUUUAUUGAAGGAAAAUAUACUUGAAAUGUAUGAGAACCUGCAGGCAUCCUUAGAUGAAGCACGAGGCAGAGUUUACAGCAUUCGGGAAGCAUACAGAAAUCAGCUGCUGGAGGCUCAGCGCAGAAAAGAAGAAGAGCUGGCAGCUCAGGAAGCAGCCCUGCAAGCAGAGCGAAAGAAGAAAAAUGCAGAAAAAAAGAAAAAACAGUAAAGGUUUAGCAAAAAAAUAGUUGCUGUCACUCAUGAAUUG